Molecule: messenger RNA, 978 nt
Organism: Williopsis jadinii
Lineage: Eukaryota; Fungi; Ascomycota; Saccharomycetes; Phaffomycetales; Wickerhamomycetaceae
Product: mitochondrial succinate-fumarate transporter
Exons: 1
Coding region: 1-978 (325 amino acids)
Biological process (GO): succinate transport; fumarate transport; transmembrane transport
Source: RefSeq, a predicted model, not a curated record
AUGUCUCAAAAGAAGAAAUCCUCCUCCACCGCAGUCAACCUCAUUUCUGGUGGUACCGCUGGUCUCUUUGAGGCUCUCUGUUGUCACCCACUUGAUACCAUCAAGGUUCGUAUGCAGUUGCACAGAAAGUCUGGUGCAGUGAAGAACCCAGGUUUCAUCACCACUGGUAUUCAAAUUGCUAAGAAGGAGGGUAUCACUGGUUUGUACAAGGGUCUCGGAGCCGUUGUCAUUGGUAUCAUUCCAAAGAUGGCUAUACGAUUCUCUUCUUACGAGUUCUACAGAGGUUUGUUGAAGGAUGAAAAUGGUAACAUCUCCACUGGUUCUACAUUUAUCGCUGGUGUCGGUGCUGGUAUCACCGAAGCCUGUGCCGUUGUCAACCCAAUGGAGGUUGUCAAGAUUAGAUUGCAGGCUCAACACCACUCCAUGUCCGACCCAUUGAGUGUUCCAAAGUACAGAAACGCUGGUCACGCCGUUUACGUUAUCGUCAAGGAGGAAGGUUUCGGUACUUUGUACAGAGGUGUCUCCUUGACUGCUGCUAGACAAGCCACCAACCAAGGUGCUAACUUCACUGUCUACUCCAAGCUUAAAGAGUUCUUGGAGGACUACCACACAAAGAACGGUAACAACGGUAUAAUCCCAAGUUGGCAAACUUCCUGUAUUGGUCUCGUCUCUGGUGCCAUUGGUCCAUUCUCUAACGCUCCAUUGGAUACCAUCAAGACCAGAUUGCAAAAGGAGACCAAGUCCUCUGACCCUAACGACCCAUUGUUGAAACAGUCUUCUGCUCAAAGAAUCCUCAGAAUCACAAAGGAUUUGAUCAGAGAGGAAGGUGUCGCUGCUUUGUACAAGGGUAUCACCCCAAGAGUGAUGAGAGUUGCUCCAGGUCAAGCCGUCACUUUCACCGUGUACGAGUACGUCAGAGGCGGCUUGGAGAAGAUGCCGUUGUUCACCACAGAGGAGGCUGUCAUCUUUGACGAAUAA